This is a messenger RNA of Plasmodium gallinaceum, 1047 nucleotides long. It is a transcript of the gene LRR3, whose product is annotated as leucine-rich repeat protein, putative. NCBI's taxonomy places the organism in Eukaryota, Apicomplexa, Aconoidasida, Haemosporida, Plasmodiidae. The transcript has a single exon. The coding region runs from base 1 to 1047 and encodes 348 amino acids. The record is from RefSeq and is a predicted model, not a curated record. Gene Ontology annotation, molecular function: protein binding.
AUGAAUAACAAAACAAAUGAGGUUGAAGAAAGAACAAAAGAUGAAAAUAUAAAAAAAUUAACUAUAAUAAAAAUUUCAUCUAUUAUUAAAAAUGGAGAUAUUUCAAAUUGCCAGGAAUUGAUUUUAAAAAAUAAGAAUAUAGAAGAAUGUGAAGAAUUAUAUCAAAUGAAGAAUUUAAAUAAAAUUGAUUUAAGUCAAAAUAAAAUAAAAGAUUUAAAAAUGAUUGAAAUGAAUUUAAAUUUAGAGAAAAUAAUAUUAGAAAAUAAUUUGAUAUGUAAUGUCAAUUUUUUAGAUAAUAUAAAUAACCUGAUAUAUUUAAAUUUAUCAAAUAAUAAAAUUAAAAUAAUAGAUAAUAUUUGCCAUUUAAAGAAUCUAAGAACAUUAAUUUUAGCAUAUAAUGAAAUAGAAAAAGUUCCCAAUUUAUCAAAUUUAAAUAACUUAGAAACAUUAAUUUUAAAGAACAAUAAUAUUGAAACAUUUACUAAACCAACAAAGCAAAUGGUAAAAUUGAAAAAAAUAUCCCUUUCUUUUAAUAAGAUUAGACAAUUUUGUUUUGGUUUUCAUUUCUGCAAUGUUCAAGAAUUAAGAUUAAAUUCUAAUAAGUUAAUAAAUAUUGAAAAAGAUAUAAUAUAUAUGACUUCUUUAAAAUUAUUAUUUAUACAAAAUAAUUUUAUUAUAAAACCAGAUUUUUUAAAUCAUUUGAAUGAAUUAAAUUAUUUAAAAAAUAUAGUUAUUUCAGACAAUCCUUUUUUUAAAAAACUAACUAUUGAAUUAUUAAAUAAUUUUAUUCAAAAAUCGAAAAAGUUAACUAUAAUUAAUUCUGUUAUUAUCCCUUGUAACAGAAAGUUUGUAAACUAUUGUUUUAAUUGCUCAAAUAACAACACGUCAUGUUCCCACAUUUUGAAUAAUAGUACAUGUAAAUCGAUAAAAGUAGAAAAAAAAGAAAAAAACAUGUAUACCAAUAAAAAUAACUUACAUAUUCAUAAAAUAUCUAAGAGAAAAAAAAAAAAAAAGGAAGAAAAUAAAAUAGCAAUAAAAAAUAAAUGA